Molecule: messenger RNA, 1326 nt
Organism: Amaranthus tricolor (Joseph's coat)
Lineage: Eukaryota; Viridiplantae; Streptophyta; Magnoliopsida; Caryophyllales; Amaranthaceae
Product: stem-specific protein TSJT1-like
Exons: 4
Coding region: 350-1123 (257 amino acids)
Source: RefSeq, a predicted model, not a curated record
AAUCAAAACAGGAACAGAAACAUUCAGUUAAUCUAAAGGCCACAAAAUAUUAAAGGAAACAACAGCCAAUGGGUGAUGGGAGCACAAACAAUUGUCUCCAUAACUCUAUGCUCUACACGUGUCACAUCAUUACCUAAUCUCAAACUUUGAUCUUCUAGCUGAGAAGAUCUCAACCCUCCAUUAAGUCUUGUACACUUUAAGGAAUACCCCAUCUGUCUGGAAACUACUAGUUAAUUUCAGCUUGUCUUUGAUUCUACUGAUAAAUAGAAUUAAAGCACAACUCAUUUGAUCAUCUAAAUUAGCAAUUACAGAUUUCAAGUACACAAAAAUUUUUAAAAAAAAAGAAAAAAUGCUAGCAGUGUUCAACAAAACAGUAGCAAAAUGCCCAGAAGAACUGAAAAAUGUUGAAUCUUUAGGUAGUGUUUGUAGUUUAAAGCAAGAUGUUUUGAUUCAACAUUUUUCUUCGAUUCAUCCUAAUGCUCUUUCUGUUAAUCUUGGAUCUUCUGGGUUUAUUGCUUUUUCCUCUGAUAAGCAAAAUCCUCUUCUCCCAAGGGCUUUCUCUGUUGUGGACGAUAUAUUCUGCUUGUUUAAUGGCCACAUCGAGAACAUAGCUUCACUGAAACAGUUGUAUGGAUUGACGAAAACUGCAAAUGAGGUGAGCAUCAUCAUAGAGGCUUACCGUUCCUUGAGGGACAGAGGGAGCAGUCCCGCAGAUCAUGCCUUGAGAAACAUCGAAGGAAAGUUUGCGUUCGUCAUUUUUGACAGUUCUACCAAGAGCACCUUCAUCGCUGUGGACGCUGAUGGAAGCGUCCCUCUCUUCUGGGGAACGGAUUCUGAAGAUCACCUUGUUCUCUCCGACAAUGCUGAGAUUAUGCAGCAGACCUGUGGGAGAUCAUUCGCUCCAUUUCCGCAAGGAUGCUUCUUUACAUCAUCCGGUGGGCUGAAAAGUUACGAGCAUCCUCGUAAGGUGCUUAAGGCAGUUCCUUGGGUUGAUGGAUCAGGCCAAGCGUGUGGAUCGACCUUCGUGGUGAGCGAAGAGCCUAAGAUUGAAAACAAGCAGCUUGGAAUUAAAGCAGCCAUGCCCAGAGUUGGGAGUGAUGCAGAUUGGGCUAGUCACAUAUAAGAACAUAACUUAUUAUUCAAUCACUAUUCCAAUGCAUUGUCUAUUUCAUUGGAUUUGGCUUCUUUCAUGUUAUAAAUUGCCCUAUUGGCAUGUGAAUGACAUUUAUCAGAGGUACAUAAAGAGGUUUUAAAAAUAAUGAUUUUUGUAUAUUGAUCAGUGUAAUAUUUCUCAUUUGUCUUUUGAACAUGGAAUUCGCUCAAAAA